Molecule: messenger RNA, 3937 nt
Organism: Chrysemys picta bellii (western painted turtle)
Lineage: Eukaryota; Metazoa; Chordata; Testudines; Emydidae
Gene: GFRA3
Product: GDNF family receptor alpha 3
Biological process (GO): nervous system development
Cellular component (GO): external side of plasma membrane; signaling receptor complex
Molecular function (GO): signaling receptor activity
Source: RefSeq, a predicted model, not a curated record
GCGCAGCGCAGCCCAGUCCCCGCUCAGCGCUCGGACAGCGCAGAGCCGGGAGCCGCCUGCCCAGCGGAGCCGAGCCCCGGCCGGGAGGAGCAUGUGAGCGCCCGGAGGGACCUUCCGCGCCUGCCCGGCUCCAGCAUGCGGCUCCCUCUGCUGCUGGGGCUGCUCCUCUGCCGAGCCGGAGGCCUCCUUGCUCUGCCAAGAGACUGCAUAGCAGCUGAGAAGAUUUGCCUGAUGGACCCUGCCUGCAAUGCCACCUACCAGGCUCUGGAAAACUGCUCCCUUGAUAAGACACGUUUCCUCCUGCUGAGUCCUGAUGCCAGAGCAAGGUGCCGGGAUGCAAAGCUAGACCUCAGAAGCAGCCCUUUACUGCAUUGCAAGUGUCACCGCCGCAUGAGGAGACAGAAGCACUGCCUGCGCAUCUACUGGACUGUUCACUCCAGCUUCACACAUGGUUAUUUCAAUUUGGAGACUUCUCCUUAUGAGGAUCCAGCAAAUGAAGAACCCUGGAAGAUUGACUACAACAAGCUGGCAGCUUUGGUUUCAGGUUCACAUCUAGCAGGGGACAGCGGAAAUGCCUGCCUGAAAGCAACUCACUUCUGCAGCCUGAAUAAGAAAUGUGUCCAUCUGCGCACAUAUUAUGCCUCCGGCUGCACCAAUGGGGCAGAGUCUGGAGGCACCUGUGACCAGCGUAAGUGCCACAAAAGGCUACGACAGUUCUUUGAGAAGGUCCCUGAGGAUUUCACCAGGAGGCUCCUGUUCUGUCCAUGUCAAGAUGAGCUCUGUGGGGAGCGACGCCGGAAAACCAUUGUCCCUGAGUGCUCCUUCCAAGACAGCAUCAAACCCAACUGCCUCCUUCUCUUGGACUCCUGUAUCAAAGACCAUAUCUGCAAAUCCCGACUGGCUGAUUUUCAACAGAACUGUCAGCCUGCAGGCUUGUCCCCAGAUGGCUGUUCUCAGCACAACCAUGCUGCGUGCCUGAAGGCUUACAUGGGGAUGAUUGGUACAGCCAUGACACCAAACUAUGUUGGUAACUCCAGCACGAAGGUUUCGCUAUGGUGUACCUGCGAGAACAGUGGCAACCAGCAGGAGGAGUGUGACCAGAUACGCAGCAUGUUCGUUAGCAACAAAUUCCUCAAAAAUACAAUUCAGUCUCAGAUGCAUCUGAGCCAGGCAACUCUGGAGGGGCAGGAAGGAUUGUUUUACAUGCCUUCCCUGAGCUUCCAGGGGGACAGCACCAACACUUCUCUUGCUUCAGAAAUGUGCCAGGUCACCGAGACCAAGACAUGGCCAGACAUCUCUGAAUACAACAGCAUGCUCAUGGCCUCCUCGGUGUAUUCUGGAGCUGGGGUUUCCUGGCCCCCAAUGGCCCUGCUGCUCUUGUUGCUCCUGCUCAGCCCACCUUAACUUGACACAACAGGCAUUUGUCCCUUCCACAUAAUUCUCCUCACUCUGCACCCAGAUAUUGACCUACUAACUCACCCUUCGGGAACUGAAGACCUCCAGAGAAGAGGAACUGAAUAGUCUCACCCCAGAACAGGAAGGCCUGCAUCCUUCUCCUAGGAGUGAGUCAUUUCACUCAGCUCCUUCGGCAGUUAGAACUGCAGGGGCUGGUUCUCCAACACUAUCUUCUCCCCCCCUCCUAGCACUGCAAGAGGAAGAGUAGCCCACUGGGAGACUUUAGGGCACUAUUUUGUUUGUUUGUAAACACAAAGCUAGUCAAAAUUCUGUCCAAACAGCGUUUGCCUUUUGAAUGAAGGAGAAGGAGAGGCUCCUGCAGGACACUCCUCCACCUGGCCAAUUGGUGCUUUUCCUCUAGAGCAGAAAGCACCAGACUGGUGCCCCAGGGGGCAGAGACCUACCUCUAUGGUAUCCUGAGAGCAGGGCAGGGCAGGGCAAACUGACCCAGACACUCUGUAAAUACCAGCUCUGGGUUCUGGUCAGGAUCCUUUUGAUCAUUUUUCAAAUCCAUUAUUUUAAGCCUGUAAAAGAAAACCGCCCCAAAGCCAAAGCAAAGAAGCUGGGCUCUGGCCUCUGCUCUUGUUUCUUGUCCCUUUCAGCCAUCCAUAUCUUCCACUCUUAGUGCUAGCAAGAGAUGUAGCCUUGGAUUUCAGCUCGAUUUCUUCACUCAGUCCCAUUAAACCUUGUCCAGCAUUCCAUGACACUGCCUGGCUAGGCCACGCUUUUCUAGGACUUCUAGGAGAAAGCAUGCAGGCUUGUUCAGCUGUACCCACCACAGCUCCCUAGGGACAUACUGUGCUGAUUUGCAGUGCAGAGACCUCAGACAGCUGCAGUGACCUAGUGUCCUUUCACAUACCCCUUUGCCCCCUCCACAGUCUCCCUCCUCUCUGUCAGGUUCCAUUUUAUGACCUAUUUAUUCUGGGUGUAAACAUGUGUGUUGUGUAACUACUAUUCUGUUGCGCUGCAGUGGCCUGUAAAAAUGUGGUGUUCAAGUGAAUAUUGAUUUCUGAGUGCAGGUUAAUAGUCCACAAUCAAUUGUAUGAAAGAACUGCCUUAUCAGAGAAGCUUAUGUUUUCAGGAGAGCUGGCAGACCAACUCGGAGCAGCUCCUCUGCACACAGGUGGUGUGUGGCUUUGGAAGAAACAAUGAAGCUGGGCAAAUGUUAUGCUCCUGGAAUGGAUGUGCAGCUGUCAGAUGUCUCUACUGAUCCCUGUGUUCCAUUCCUUCCUGUCCCUCAGGAAGGGAAUCAUUGUGUUGUGUCACUUGCCAGAUGCCUGAAUACCACAGCAUCCCUCAUCUCUGGAUGCAGGGCCACCCAGGAUUCAGGGGGCCUGAGGCAAAGCAAUUUUGGGAGCCCCUUCCAUAAAAAAAGUUGCAAUACUAUAGAAUACUAUAUUCUCAUGGAGGCCCCUGCGGGGCCAGGGGCAAACUGCCCCACUUCGCCCCCCCCUCCCCCCCCGCCCGGCCCUGUAGGAUGCACAAAUUACGUCUCUCCACUGCACCUCUGAACGGUCCUUCAGUAGUGGUAAUAUUUCCACUUUGAAUCCCAGUCUUCUCUGUGCCCACUCACUGAGGCAUUACUUUUUCCUGCUGCUGCAAGAAGCAGGGACACCACACUGCCCAGCAGAGGGGCUGCACCUAAUUUCCAUACAGUGGAGAAGGUCACAGCCACUGCCAUCAUUAACAGAGAGGGCUGAUCUACAGAUGACAAGAUGUCCCACUAGCACUGGCACCUGGCUGCUUGGAUCAAGAGGGAGCAUGGACCCCCAUGUGCUUCCUACACCUCCAUUAUCAAGCUGAGGAAGGCCAUGUUAUAGGAUUCCCUGGGCUCCAUUUGGCCAUGCACUGGUUGGACACUGACAUGCUGGGGCUGGCAGUUCCCUGGAAACUUCCUUAUUACAGUAUAGCAGGAGUUGCCAUCUCCAAAGAUUGGUGGUGGGAGGAGAAGAGGUUGCUGUCCCAGUGCCCCACAGCAUGCAUAAAACAGAUGCCAGGAGUUCAGAGGAAUGUGGGGCUAGCAAGCCCCUAUGCAAUGUUCCCUGAGUACUCUGUAUCCUCUUUUCCAGCCCCUACAUGAUGUGUUCCCCAUAGUAGCCAUCCCCCUCUCUCCUCAGCAUUAUGGACUGGACCCUCAAAGAUAUUUAGGUACCUAAAUCAAUGGGAGUUAGGUACCUAAAUCCCUUUUUGGAUCUAGACCUAUAUGCUUUCCCAAAUUCCACUUCCCUGCUAUCUCCGAUGCACAGUGCUCUCACAAAGGCAGGUGUUUGGUUUGAUCUGGGCAGCUUAGAGCCAACACUAUAAACAGAGUUGUCAUUUUGUUUGUUAUAUACAGUGUGCCACUGGGACUCUAGCCUUCCAUCUCCAAUGGCUGGCUCACUGAUUGAGACUGCAAACUCAUGUCCUGAACAUCCAGGACCAAUGCUUGGCUCAUACUGGGGCAGGUGCUUCAAAGUUAAAUAAAUCCUGCUUUAAUCAAAAA